AUGGCGACACCUGAGGAGCUCGCUGAGCUCUCUGAAGCCCGUAGAGAGUUGGCCGCUACGCGCCGUUCCCUCCGGGAUACUCGCGAGGCUCUCAACAACAUCAUCUCCGACGAGAAGGAUGAUACUCAGCAGCUUAUGAGCGACCUCGCGUCCAAGGAGGCCAGUAAUCUUUCUAAGAUAGGUAGCCUCGAGGCCCGUAUUGCUGAACUUGAGGCCCUGGCUGACCGAUCCGUCAGCGAGAUAUCACGGAAGGAAGGUUUCAGUCGACUCUCUCCACGGUCCGAGGAGGAGGAGCAUGAGGUGUAUACCACUCCGAAGUCACGCUCCUCACGAUGCCCGGCAGCGACAGUGACUAAGUUAUGUCUGCCUCAACUCUGUGAAGCAACAGAUCUCCAAUCGCACUAUCAUGCUAUUGAACACACCUUCGUUGAAGCAGGAGCCGCUGAGUAUCACCAGCAAGGACAUUUGCUAGUGCACGAGGAGGUCAAAGUAUCUGUCAUGACCAAAUUCCUUUCCUCUCUGAGUAAUGUCCGACCGGUCCAUAAGAAGGCCACUGUAGCGUCACGUACCCACUCACAGGAUUGGAAUUUGGUCCGCAAUGUCCUUCUGACGAGGUAUUGCCGCAGAUCAGUGUUGAAGGAGACCUACGAGGAGAAGUUACGCAAUCUCACAUUUACAGGGGUUAAGCAGAUCGAGGAUUUCCUGGAGUCCGCCGCCGAUAUCUACCAUCUAUUCACAGAUGUCUACCCGAACGACGU
Molecule: messenger RNA, 758 nt
Organism: Perkinsus marinus ATCC 50983
Lineage: Eukaryota; Perkinsozoa; Perkinsida; Perkinsidae
Exons: 1
Source: RefSeq, a predicted model, not a curated record